This is a messenger RNA of Talaromyces marneffei, 1626 nucleotides long. RefSeq lists its product as uncharacterized. The coding region runs from base 1 to 1626 and encodes 541 amino acids. NCBI's taxonomy places the organism in Eukaryota, Fungi, Ascomycota, Eurotiomycetes, Eurotiales, Trichocomaceae. Gene Ontology annotation, molecular function: transmembrane transporter activity. Gene Ontology annotation, biological process: transmembrane transport. The transcript is spliced from 7 exons. The record is from RefSeq and is a predicted model, not a curated record. Gene Ontology annotation, cellular component: membrane.
AUGAGUAGUGCUCCUCAGGAACCCCGCACGGGUCAACAGCCGCAACAACAGCAGCAAGAGCAACGUCCAGCAUCGGCCCAGGGGAGUGAUGCCUCAUCCGAAAUAACAUGGACUCGAUGGCAGAAAAUCGAGAAUGUCAUUUGGGAUGGCGGUCAUCGUACGCCGCAGGAACGCGCUCUUGUGCGACGGCUGGAUAUAUUCAUCAUGAGCUGGGCUACAAUUGGUUAUUUUGUGCGACUGCUGGAUUCGGCUAACGUCAUCAAUGCAUACGUCUCCGGCAUGAAGGAAGACUUGAACUUCACUGGAGCUGACUAUAAUCUGCUCUCGACAUUCUUCAUCAUUGGUUACGUUAUCGGCCAAGUGCCGUCGCAAAUGAUCCUGACGCGUGUACGCCCAUCAUACUGGCUGCCGACCUGCGAGUUACUCUGGUCAAUCGUCACAUUCUGUUUCGCAGCUGCGCAAAACGUGCGAGAUGUCUUUGCCCUUCGUAUCGUCAUGGGAUUCCUAGAGGCUCCAUUUGCAGUCGGUGUCUUGACCAUCAUGGGCAGCUGGUACACCCCGCGCGAACUCUCUAAAAGAAUCGCCAUCUUCUACUCCGCCUGCUACGCAGCGAGCAUGUUCAGCGGCUACCUCCAAGCCGGCAUCUACAGGGGCAUGGACGACCACCUCGGCCUCCCCGGCUGGCGAUGGCUCUUCAUCUUCUGCGGCGUGAUUUCCCUCCCCUUCAGUCUCUAUGGCUACAUCGCCAUUCCAGACAACCCCUACAAUAGCAAAGCCUUCUGGAUGCCACCACACCAACUCGAAUUCGCGCGCAAACGCAUGGAGGCAUGCGACCGCCGGCCACCCGUGAUGCUAACAUGGGCCAAGAUGAGACGCAUUGUAACUCACUGGCCACUCUAUGCGUUUACGGCAAUUAUGAUUUGCCAGUGUCUUGUCACGCAGCCAUUGAACUAUUUCGCGGUCUGGUUGAAAAGUCUCCAUCGGUUUUCGGUGUAUCAGGUUAACGUUAUCCCAACUGCAGGCCAGGCCGUGGGCUUAAUUACGACGCUGACAUACAGUUGGCUCGCUGAUGCGUGGGGUGGCGAGAAGAGAUGGAAAGCUCUACUCAUUCCGGCCGUCGUCAAUCUGGUGGGAUUGAUAAUUGUCUCGAUUGGGCCGGGAUUCGGCGCGACGUUGUUUGGAUAUUUGCUUAAUGGGGCUAGUUGGGGAUUUUGGCCUAUUUGCUUUGCAUGGACAAACGAAGUCUGCGCCUCAGACCCCGAGGAACGCGCAAUCGUCAUUGGCGUCGCGCAAACAAUGGGCCAAGCAUUCGUUGCCUGGGUUCCUAUCCUGAUCCUAAAUACCUCCAAAUACGCACCCAAAUUCACAAUGGGCUGGAGCAUCCUCACCGGUUUCAGCGCUUGUCAAUUGGCGAUGGUCUUCGUUAUUCGGUGGUUUGUGCAAAGAGAUAAGCGACGAGCACGCGAACAGCAGCAGCAGCAACAGGAAGAAGAAGAAUUUAACGGUCAUCAUGAUCGUGACACUGACGUUGAGGGCGGUGUUGCUGCCCAUGGUAAUGUGGAGGAUACCAGUGCCGAGGAUAGCGAUAAUGUGGUAUCCGCGGUUCCGGAGAUGACGAAGGUGUAA